AUGAGACCAUCCCCAGAAAAGACUAAAUACAUUGUGUUCGGGGCCGGUAACGUCCAAAGAAACCUGCAGCUCACUUUCGCCGGGGACCCAAUCGUUCGAGAAGAGAGCAUCAAGCUUUUAGGGGUCACCUUCGGAAACUCACCCAGCAUCACUGACAAGUGGAUGGCCGAGAUGAGAAAGAAGUGGAAGCAAGGCCUCAACCUGGUCAGAAGAAUCUCCCAUCGACUAGGAGGAGCCGGAGAAGCAACGGCAAGGAAGUUAGUAAUGGCCACACUGGUCUCGAAAAUCACAUAUGCGGCGCGAUUUUAUUCAUUACGGUUGUGGCACAAGAACCAGUUCCGAGCUAUGCCCAAUGACGCAGGAAGAGCCAUCUUGGGGCUACCAAGAAGUACAAAAACGGAGAGGAUGAGGCAACUCAUCUUUUUGCCAGAAAUUGAGGACCUACUGGUGCAGCAGAUAGUGACGCACACGGCGCGUGUGCAUCACACAGAGGAAGGCCGAGCAGUGGCAAGCUACAUAGGCAUCAAACUCCCGGAGACCCUAGACCCCCUCCCCCCAAGCAAGGCACCGUGGGAUGUGAUUAGCGUCACGCAAGGUGCGAAACCCCUUCCAAGAAAUAUGGACCCGGAGCGACACAAAGCCCGCAGGAAAAGGUACGCCCAACAGCACAAGAAGGAGGUCAAGGAGCUGUUGGCAAGCCAGCACAACACAGUGGUGUACGUCGAUGGAGCGACAAAAGGGAAGGAGUAUGCCGCAGGAGCAGUCUUCUACAGAGGCGAGGGGGCAACUCCCUUUGAAAUUGCCACUAGCUGCGGACUGGGCACGGAGGUCACAUCAGACACGGUAGAAGAAGCGGCUCUUCUGUUCACGUUGGGAGUAUACGGGCACCUCCCCGGCAAGACGAGAAACCUCAUUAUCUAUACGGACUCCCAGGAGGCGGUACGAAACAUGUACAAGCUCAAGGCAACUACAAGCCCGACGGUACACGCCUUCUUCGACACGGCGCUCAGCCUAUACCGGGAGCACGGCACAAGAAUCAGUGUACGAUGGGUCCCGGGACACCAGGAGAUCUCAGGAAACGACAUGGCUCACGCAGCGGCACAGUGCGGGAUGAGAAUUCCUCAGUUGCCAUCCCAACAGGCGUCCAACUGCGAAGAGUCAGUCGAACAGCCAGAAAAUACGGCAUGCUACGACCCCGUCGAAGAGCUGCGUAGAUGUCGCAAGGUGCGAAAGAUUCAGCUAGCGGAAAAGUGGCAACCCGAGGACUACCCGCUUCCGGCGAAAACCUUCAAGCGAAAGGAAACGGUUCAACUUCGGCUCAUCCGUACCGAAGGCGCGGUCACGCCAAGGCUCAAGUACCACAUCAACCUCUCGCAAUUGCGACGGACGCAGCCGUACGCGGUCCCUCCGGACCCGCGAUGUCAGAGAUGCAAGGAGCCAGAAGCCAUUCCCAGGCUCGACCAUCUCCUAUGGGAAUGCCAAGCUCUAGCCUUGUGCAGAGUGGAAGCCAUCGAGACGCUACCCGAGGAACAAAGACCCAAGAAACUCGUGGAUUGGACGCACCCGCAGGGCGAAGCCCAACGCCGGACGAGGGUCCUCCAGUCGCUUCUGGACUUCGUAGCCAAGUCAGAUCUUGGGGACUCCAUAUGA
This is a messenger RNA of Ixodes scapularis (black-legged tick), 1650 nucleotides long. RefSeq lists its product as uncharacterized. The record is from RefSeq and is a predicted model, not a curated record. NCBI's taxonomy places the organism in Eukaryota, Metazoa, Arthropoda, Arachnida, Ixodida, Ixodidae. Gene Ontology annotation, molecular function: nucleic acid binding; RNA-DNA hybrid ribonuclease activity. Bases 1 to 1650 code for a protein of 549 amino acids. The transcript has a single exon.